Nelumbo nucifera (sacred lotus) is the source of this 1171-nucleotide messenger RNA. Its product is annotated as 3-hydroxyacyl-CoA dehydrogenase family protein. Gene Ontology annotation, molecular function: oxidoreductase activity, acting on the CH-OH group of donors, NAD or NADP as acceptor; NAD+ binding. Gene Ontology annotation, biological process: fatty acid metabolic process. NCBI's taxonomy places the organism in Eukaryota, Viridiplantae, Streptophyta, Magnoliopsida, Proteales, Nelumbonaceae. The record is from RefSeq and is a predicted model, not a curated record.
GUUGAAGAUAGGUCGAGACGGCUUCUCACUUCUCAGUCCCUGCAACGCUACUAAAAACAAAAUAUAAAACCAAAAGCUUAAUCUCCCAUAACAACGGUGGUGGCCGUGGAGGACCUGGUGGUGCUUGUUCUUGAUUACUUGCUAUGGCAGAGACGAAGGUGAUCGGGGUAAUCGGUAGCGGACAGAUGGGGUCAGGGAUCGCCCAGUUGGCUGCGGUCCGCGGCAUCGAUGUUUGGCUUCACGACUCCGACCCCGUUGCUCUCAGCCGAGCUACCAAAACCAUCACUGCUUCAAUUCAACGUCUCGUUUCUAAAGGUCACCUCUCCAGGGAAGUGGGCAAUGAUGCUCUGAGGCGUCUGAGAUAUGCUUCAAAUUUGGAAGAGUUUCAUUCUGCAGAUGUUAUCAUUGAAGCAAUUGUAGAAUCCGAGGACAUAAAGAAGAAAUUAUUUUCUGAUCUAGAUAAGAUUGCAAAAGUUUCUGCCGUUUUGGCUUCUAAUACAAGUUCCAUCUCCAUCACUCGUCUGGCUUCAGUGACUAACCGCCCGAACCAGGUGAUUGGGAUGCAUUUUAUGAAUCCGCCACCUAUUAUGAAAUUAGUUGAGAUUGUAAGAGGUGCAGACACCUCAGACGAGACAUUUGUGACAAUAAAAUCCUUGGCGGAGAGGCUUGGCAAGACAGUAAUAUGCUCUCAAGAUUACCCUGGAUUCAUUGUAAACCGGAUCCUUAUGCCCAUGAUAAAUGAAGCAUUUUUUGCUCUCUAUACUGGGGUGGCAACGAAGGAGGACAUUGAUACAGGGAUGAAGCUGGGCACAAACCAUCCCAUGGGUCCUCUAGAGCUUGCAGAUUUUAUUGGAUUGGAUGUCUGCCUGUCGAUACUGAAGGUUCUUCAUGCUGGCCUGGGGGACACCAAGUACAUUCCCUGUCCACUUCUUGUGCAAUACGUUGAUGCUGGUCGCUUGGGAAAGAAACGGGGAAUUGGUGUAUAUAACUACCAAAAGGUUGCAGAAGCAGUUAAGCCAUCACCUCGACUCUGAAAUCUGAACACUUGAGCCAUGUAAUUUGUAAUUUGAAGCCACAUGAGACGUGCAACGAAUGCCUUUCUACACACUUAGCUUCUCAUUCAGGCAAAAUACCUUUGCUUUAGCCACUAAUCUCAUGGUUUGUUAAUAUA